CAACAACGAGAUCGCCCCUCUAAGCACGCACAGGCUCACUGCUUGACGAUGGCGAGGCUCACUGCUUGCUUUGCUCUGUCAGCCGUCCUAGUGCUUGCCACCGGGAUUUCUUCCGGAAAUGGGCAGCUCCUGGACCUGAUUCCAACAGAUGCUACGACCGGGUGUUUGCAGUUUCCUAGUGGUCAGCUUUUUCCCUCUCCUGAUCUUCUGCCUCUUGCAUACAAGUUUCUUGGAAGCUUGCCGCCGAUGAGGAUAAUCAGCAGGGGAAACACUAGCCUGAGUGUAGCCGCUGAUGACAACGGCAACGUUGUUCUUGCCAAAACCAACUGCUGGGACGCCCGACAGCUGUGGGUUCAGCACUAUCCCAUCCUUUUUGACAAGACUCGGUUCUCGCUUGUGAACCUCGGCAACAAGGGUCCGCUGCUGGCAAUGCCGAUCCCUGAAGACAGUAGUCUUUACCCGGUGAAGCUAGCGCCAUACAGUUACAGCCCCUGGUUGUUCUUCAUGCCCGUGCCAACGUCGAUGCUGUGGACGCAGGAAACCCCGCUCGCCGAUGGCUUUUACAAGAUACGGUCCUACAAAGUUCCACGUUUGCUCCUGGACGGACUAUAUGGGAACGUACACGAGGGCACGGUUGUAGGGGCCUAUCCUGCUGGUCAUGAUGAUGAUAACAUCCUCUGGAAGAUCGAAGGCUUCUUGUCCAAUCCCUGAUCCAGUCGAUCUCUGCUGAUGAAGAGCAAUAAACAAAGCCCGAUCCGUCCUGGCCACCUACAUGUUUGGAUCAGCCUGGAGUUCCAUUCAAAUUGUGUCCUGUUUCCUAGAGUUUGUUUCAAAAUAUCAUCUGCUUGGAUAAGCUUACAUGUUUUAAAUUCCCACGUAGAAUAAACACACGCCUGUGUGCACACAGAAUCAUAUGAUAUAUGUGUACCCAUAUUGUUAUUACAACGUGUCAUUUGGAGACUUUCCUAUUGACUUAAUUAAUGUUUCUCCUACAUUUCUAACUAAUAAA
Sorghum bicolor (sorghum) is the source of this 1009-nucleotide messenger RNA. RefSeq lists its product as uncharacterized. The transcript is spliced from 3 exons. NCBI's taxonomy places the organism in Eukaryota, Viridiplantae, Streptophyta, Magnoliopsida, Poales, Poaceae. The record is from RefSeq and is a predicted model, not a curated record. Bases 49 to 711 code for a protein of 220 amino acids.